Molecule: messenger RNA, 1178 nt
Organism: Brassica oleracea var. oleracea
Lineage: Eukaryota; Viridiplantae; Streptophyta; Magnoliopsida; Brassicales; Brassicaceae
Product: UPF0725 protein EMB2204-like
Exons: 6
Coding region: 50-937 (295 amino acids)
Source: RefSeq, a predicted model, not a curated record
ACUUGAGGAAGACGAGUCUUCGCUGGAGAACAUACUACAUACUAAGGAGAUGAGUCAGAGUUGUGUACGGAUGGAGGAGCUGGAUUUUUUCAACUUCCCCGAGGGGUUUCCACCAAGACGUGGUGGCUAUGGCCUGAUACAUGUGGAAUGUGGUGGAGGGCGGGCAUACCCUAACAGUGCCUUGGUGAAGUUUUAUGCCAAGCUCGGCCUUCAUCGCUACAACUGGUUAGAGGGGACAAACUUUGAGCUAGAUAGCUUAAUGACAUUCAACAUUCGUAGUGCUGCAUCUCCUUACUACAUAACCUUGGUUGCGCGCCUUCCCUCUAGCGGUUUGCAGCAGAUCUUUCAGGUUCUCGUAGAGGAAGAACGUCUUGGAUAUUUAGAUUUGACAUGCCCCAUCUCUAGACCUCAAGGGACCGAGAGUUCAAAGAAGGAGUCAACUCCUUUCUUACGUCCACAUUCCGAGCCGGUGUCAGCUACAUACCAAGACAGAUUGGUUGAUUGGCCCUCGUCAAUAAUUCCAUGGCUCUCCUAUGAGAUUGCUUUCAGCGACACAAAGCGUUUUUACAUGUUGAAUGAAUCUGAGUUGCAAUGUGAUUGGAUUUCUUUGUAUGUGGAACUUGCAAUCUGUACUUCCCAUAGGAAAAUCAAAGCUCGGGAUCUCUCCAAGUUUGACUUGGAUAUUGUCCAAGUAGCCAUAGAGUCUCUAGAUGAUAAGGAGCCUCCAAGUCUCAUGUCUAGAGCUGCUGUCAUCUACAUAGCAUAUAAAGACGUGGUCAAGUCUCUUCGGACUGGUGAGCCUUAUCACUACCAAGCUGUGGUGAGACGAGUCAUCAACGAAGCUACAGGAACAUUGAGCAUCCAAGGUGAUUGCUGGAUUGCAGCAGCAGCAACGGCUUUGGCGGACCGUGGCCUCCGCUCUUCCCCCACGAGUUGAUUACCAACUCUAUUUAAGACAUUUGAAGAUGCCUAUCGGAUAGUAGUAUUUUAACUAUUAAUUAGUGAUGCUUAUGUGUUGUGUGCUUUUGGUCUCUAUUUAAGACAUCGGAUGUAGUAGUAUUUAACUAGUGAUGACUAUGUACUUUGUGCUUUUGGUCUCUCUAUUUUAAGACAUUUGAAGAUGUGAUAGGAUGGUAGUAUUGAACUAAUAUUAAUUAGUGUGCUUAUGUAGUUUUGUG